This is a messenger RNA of Eucalyptus grandis, 2530 nucleotides long. RefSeq names its product heavy metal-associated isoprenylated plant protein 32. NCBI's taxonomy places the organism in Eukaryota, Viridiplantae, Streptophyta, Magnoliopsida, Myrtales, Myrtaceae. Gene Ontology annotation, molecular function: metal ion binding. The record is from RefSeq and is a predicted model, not a curated record.
CUCCAUGGUGAAGCUAAGCCCAAGACACGCACAGACACACUGACUUCCAAGCCAAGCUAAUUAGCCACAUUGGCCAUGGCGAGGAGGUUUGUGCACAUUUACCUGCUUGGGGAAGGAGGAGGAUACCAUUAGAAUCGCCCCCACACCCCACCCCAUAAAUAAAGAGGUCUCAAAAGAAAAAGAUUGGAGUGUGAAGAAGCCUUGAAGAGCAACAAAACUCUCUCUCUCUCUCUCCCCUCUCUCUCUCUCUCUCUCUCUCUGUGCCAGUCUAGCGAUCUUUUUAGACCCCCCCUCCCUCUCUGUUUCUCUCUCUCUCUUUCACCCUGAAAUAGAGGAAGCAGAGGAACCAGAGGAGUUUAAUGUGCACCCGCACAUCUCCUUAGACCCUCACUCUCUCUCUCUCUCUCUUCUCUCUCUCUCUCUCUGUAGAGAAAAACUGGAACUUUCUUGCUGCAUUACAUUACUCUGUUCAGAGACAACCCGUUGGACCAUUUGAGGUUCUCCUCUUCAUUUCCUUCUGGGGAUUACUACUCUGGAACGAAGCGCUUUUGUGGAGCUCUUCCAAUUAAAACACCUACGCCUCUCUCUCUCUCUCUCCCUCGGCUGCUUCUGUUUGUCAGAUCUGUUUUAGGACCGCCUCUCCCUUUUCUUAUCUUUUCAAUAACUCAGUCCCGGUUUGUUCCAUUUAAGUGUAACUCAAAUGAGUAAAGAAGAGUUCAUGAAGAUCCAGACUUGUGUUCUAAAAGUGAACAUACACUGUGAUGGCUGUAAGCAGAAAGUGAAGAGCAAAUUGCAGAAAAUUGACGGGGUGUACACCAUCAAAAUAGAUGCAGAACAGGGCAAAGUGACCGUUUCAGGGAACGUAGACCCAACUCUACUCAUCAAGAAGCUCAAUAAAUCAGGCAAACAUGCUGAGCUUUGGGGCGCUCAGAAGUCCAACAACAACAACCACCUCAACAACCAGCUCAAGAACAUGCAAAUUGAUAAUGGCAAAGGUGGAAACAAGGGCCAAAAGGGCGGUGGCGGAGGUGGUGGAAACAACCAGCCUAAGGGUGGUCAGAACCUCCCGAACCAGCAGCAGCUUCCACAUCUGACCCCGCAGCAGAUUCAACAUCUGAACCAGCAGCAGCAGCUUCAGCAGCAGCUUCAGCAGCUCCAGCAGAUGAAAGCGUUGCAAGAUCUCAAGCUGCCCCAAUUCAAGGACCUCAAGAUGCCCUCCAAGGACCCGGGUCCGAUCCUGAACCAGAAAGGAGGAGGGAAAUUCAUUCUGCCCGAGGAUGAGGAAUUCACUGAUGAUGAUUUCGAUUAUGAUGAAGAUGAUGUUUUUGAUGAUGAGGAUUUUGAUGAUUAUGAUGAUGCUUACCCCCCAGCACCCACCAAGACGAAGCCAAUGAUGGGCAAUGGCCAGAUGCCCAACAUGAUGAUGCUGAAUGAGAUGAUGAAUGGGAAUCAUGCCCAGCAGCUCUUGAAUGCAAAGGGUGGGGGAAAUGUUGGAGCUAGUGCUGGUAAUAAUGGCAAGAAAGGAGGCGGUGGUGGAGGUGCGCCUAUUCCGAACAAUGAUGGCAAAAAUGGGAACGGUGGGAAAAAAAGGCGAGGAGGAAAUAAUCAAAACCAAGGUGGCGGUGGUGGUAAAAAUGGUGGCAAGAACGGGGUGAUGCCAAAAAUGGUAACCAUGGCGGUAACCCUAACAACAAGAAUGGCGGUGGUGGUCCUAGCGUUAACAUCAAUGGGAAUGGCGGCAAAAAGGGUGGCGGAAUGGAAAAUGGGUUCCUCCACAUGGGUGAUGUUGCUAAUGGCAGUGGUGGGCAGAUGGGUGGUAUAAAUUCCAAUGGGUCAUAUGGGCAGCAUGCCAAGCAAUUUCCCGGCUGUCCCAGGCCUCCCAGCCGGCUCGCUGGGCGGCGGCGGCGGCAGCAGAGGAGUGGGCGGAGCAGAUGGCUACUUCCAUGGCGCCGGGCUGGAAGUCAUGCCCGGAAAUCCUUACCACCAGCAGCAACAGCAGCAGCAGCAGCAGCAGCAGCAGCAACAGCAGCAACAACAGCACUACUUAGCUCAAGUGAUGAAUCAGCAGAGGGCUAUGGGCAAUGAGAGGUUCCAGCACAUGAUGUACGCCCGGCCGCCGCCAGCUGUCAACUAUAUGCCACCGCCGUACCCAAACCAGUACCCAAACCCGAACCCAAACCCAUAUGCCGGCUCAUACCCAUACCCGCCACCGCCCUCCCACACGGAGGGGUACAGCUACUUCAGCGAUGAGAACCCAUCAAGUUGCAAUGUGAUGUGAGAGACUUUGCUGCUGUUGAAAGUGGUGUUUUGGUCUUUAAGUGUUCGUGGUGGUAACUGAGAAUCUCAUGUUAUAUUACACUUGCUGAUGGGUUUUCUAUCUCUUUUGCCUUCUUCCUUCUAAAAUUUUAGUUUCCUCUUCCUUUCCCCUUCCCCUCAUAUCCUAAGGCAAAAGAUGUAGGGUUAUUAAAUCUGUAAUAGAGAUAAAAGGUAAUGUAAGUUUCAAUUAGGGAGGGAGGUACUUUGAGAAAUA